CCAAAACCAAUUUGCAAUCCUGCUACAGGCGAUGGCUUCCUUUCCCACCCGCCCCAUGUGGGCGGCGUGCAGCGUGUUCCGUCGUAAAGUACGUGGCACAGUAAUCACUACCGGAAUUACGCCCCCCCGACUGGCACUGUGGUCGAUGGGCACCACGCAGCGCGUAUUUUCCAGUGGAAGCGGAGAAGUUCGUGACGGCUCGAGCAAUACGCACGAGGUCGGCGAUGUAGUACCGAAAGACCAGUGCCAGCGGUCUUCGUUCCUGCGCAACAUCGACCUGACAAAUCCAUCGGCGCAGCAGAAGCUGUCUAAGUUGAUCCAGGAGGUGGUCAAGACUAAGGCCGACACCGGUGAUUUUGUGCCGCAAGUCGUGAUCCAGAGUCUUUGCACGGCGUAUCGAGGCAUGCAUACUGACGAGAAGAGGCAGUUUCUUCUUAUCUUGGCACAGGACUUGCACAUUGACACGGCUGUGGCUUUGCAAAACGCUGCUCAGUUCGAGCAGAACAUGGUCAACGUGAUGGACGCCCGCGGUGGUAUCGUGAACUGGGAGCACGAGAACGUGGAGAGAUACCUGCGCACGUUUAUAAAUCUCCGUAACGCACUCUCGCCGCUCUAUGAGAUGUUCUUUCAACAAAUUUUGUCACAGCGAGAAAACGGGAUGUUGUUCUUAGUACACAUGAGAGCAGACCUGCUGCAAGUAUUGCGUAAGAGCGCAAGCCAUUCCGAAAUCCCUGCUCUUCGCUCAUUUGACGCAAGCUUAAAACAAUUUUUGGCAUCGUGGUUUAGCGUUGGAUUCUUGAAGUUAGAGCGUGUGACCUACGAGCACUCUCCUGGCCAGCUUCUGGAGAAAAUCAUUCGCUACGAGGCAGUGCACCCUGUGGGCACGAUUGCCGAACUUAAGAGGCGGCUUGGAAAUGGACGGCGGUGCUUUGCUUUUUUUCACCCUAGUAUUCCAGAUGAGCCCUUGGUGUUUGUGCAUGUAGCACUGAUGCAAGAGAUCGCAUCCAGCAUGCAGUCCAUUCGUGAUGAAACGGAGCAGCUAGCAGACACCUCUCAAGCCAACGCUGCUAUCUUUUACUCUAUCUCUUCGACGCAAAAGGGACUUGCGGGUGUCGACUUGGGUAAUUUCCUCAUUAAAGAGGUCGCUAAAGCCCUCAAGACAGAGCACCCGCGCUUAAAAAUGUUCGCGACUCUGAGCCCAUUGCCCCAAUUUAUGCCAUGGCUCGAAACGCAGCGGUAUAAAACGGAUGAAUCAUUGGUUUACCCGAUGGAGCUUGAUGCUCUGAUGGAUGCGUUAGAAAAGCGUAGCGUCGCUGUUCCGUCAAACGCAACUCCCGUGGCCAUUGUUUUGGACACGCUGUCGAUCGAUAAGUGGAGCGAAGACCCGGAGCUGGAUGCAGUACUUAAGCCUAUCAUGUUGAAGCUCGGUGCACGCUAUAUCUACCAUGAAAAGAAGCGCGGAAAGGCGUUGGACCCCGUCACGAACUUCCACGUCAGAAAUGGUGCCAGUUUUGAUCGAAUCAACUGGCACGCAGAUCUGUCCAAGAAGAGACUUGCACAAAGUGCUGGCAUGAUGAUUAACUACAAAUACGAGUUGGCACACGUGGAGACAAACAACGAGAACUACUUACUGCACAAUGUUAUCCCGAUUGGGUUACAGCCCCAGCAAGUGCUUAAGAGCACGCAUCAUUUAACCAAGAAGAAGGAGUGAGCCAACGCGGGACAAAAGCUUUUAAUUUGUUAAAAUCCAGUUAUCCCUUUUUUUUCA
Messenger RNA from Phytophthora infestans T30-4, 1768 nucleotides. RefSeq names its product malonyl-CoA decarboxylase (MCD), putative. The record is from RefSeq and is a predicted model, not a curated record. Bases 404 to 1711 code for a protein of 435 amino acids. NCBI's taxonomy places the organism in Eukaryota, Oomycota, Peronosporomycetes, Peronosporales, Peronosporaceae. Gene Ontology annotation, biological process: fatty acid biosynthetic process; malonyl-CoA catabolic process; positive regulation of fatty acid oxidation. Gene Ontology annotation, cellular component: peroxisomal matrix; mitochondrial matrix. The transcript is spliced from 9 exons. Gene Ontology annotation, molecular function: malonyl-CoA decarboxylase activity.